GGUGCGGGCGGUGGGAGCGCCCGGGGGGCUGUUCCCACAGGAUGCUGUCACGGGGCCGGCGGCUCCUGCGCUCCUGGAAAUCCCUGUUCACGGGGAGGCUCCUGCUCCUCACCAACACCCUGAGCUGUGGGGGCCUCCUGGCAGCUGGAGAUUCCCUGCAGCAGGAAUGGCACCGCCGGAGGCACCCGGAGAGCCAACACCAGCUGGGCCGAACUGGUCGGAUGUUUGCCGUUGGCUGCAGCAUGGGCCCCUUGAUGCACUACUGGUACCUCUGGCUGGACUCGGCGUUCCCGGCCCGGGGCGUGCGGAGCCUCCGGACGGUCCUGAAGAAAGUCCUCAUCGACCAGCUCGUGGCAUCGCCCGGCCUGGGCGCCUGGUACUUCCUGGGCAUCGGCACCCUGGAAGGUCAGUCUCUGGAGGAGAGCUGGGAUGAGCUCAAGGAGAAAUUCUGGGAGCUUUACAAGGCCGACUGGUGCGUGUGGCCGGCGGCUCAGCUCCUCAACUUCCUCUUCGUCCCUCCCACCUACCGGGUGGUUUAUGUCAACGUGGUCACCCUGGGCUGGGACACCUACCUGUCCUACCUCAAAUACAGGCCUAGAGCCACCCCAGGCCCCAAGCAGGACUCUCCUCGGGAGGAGCAGCAGCGCAGUGCCAGGGCGUAGAGAGGUGGAUGUGGCGCUUCCAGAGGCUCCUGCCUGCAGCAAAUGGCAUUUUUUGGGGGGCACUGUGGCCCCUGGGGAUUGAUCAACCCAAGGGGAGCGAUGGCUGGAGACCACCAAGGCCAGACACCCCCCCCCAGCCACGUGCCUCUUGCUGAUUAACUCAUCUGCUAAUUAAGAUGGGUUGGGGUUGUGUUGGUAACAAUCUCCUGUUGCAGGAUGACCUGUAAAGUGAUUUCUUCUGGGAUUUACCCCUGGAGCCGGGGUGAGGAGCUGCUGUAGCCCCUGGGAAGGGCUCUGGUGCUUUCCCUGGCUGCUCCAGGCUGGAUUUGUUCCCUCUCUCCAGAGCAAACUUGCUCCUUUCCAACCUUCUCAGAUCCACUCCAGCCACUCAGAUCCUCACUAAUUCAUCAGGAAAGAAUUCUUCCCUGGGAGGGUGGGGAGGCCCUGGCACAGGGUGCCCAGGGAAGCUGUGGCUGCCCCUGGAUCCCUGGAAUUGUCCAAGGCCAGGUUGGAACAACCUGGGCUAGUGGAAGGUGUCCUUGCCCAUGGCAGGGGGUGGCACUGGAUGAGCUUUGUCCUUCCACUCCGAGGCAUUCCAUGAUUCAUUUCGCCUGCUUGGCAGAGGGAGGAUGCCCCUCUGCAGCUCCUCGUUCCUUCCCCUCCUGCUUUUUGUCUUGCAGCUCAAGGAUGGAAUCACUCCACUCCCCCACCCUCUGCUCCUGUUCCCCCCAUUCCCCCCUUUCCCACCCCCCUGGCUGUGGGGGCUGGAGCCUCCCAGCUGGGAUAUAAAUAGGGGUGUGAUCACACCAGUCUGCUCUGCCGAGCCUGGGAGGGGGGGGUUGGAGGCAAAUUUUGGCAGGAUUUGGACCAUCCCAUCCCUCUUCUCCCAGCCCUGGGCGAGCUGGACACUCCCUGCAUCACCCAGGAGCUGAAUUAUUUCCAGUAUCAAUGAAAACUGCCUAAAUGUGAUUUUUUUUUUCUUUUCUUAGUUUUCAAGCUGUGCCUUAAGGCUCUACUCUCGUGCCUCCUGGUGUCACACCCCUGGAGGGACACAAUCCCUCCUUCCACAGCAGCAGGAGCCAGCUGGGGAAUGAUAAUUAAAAAAAAAACCCCAAAACCAACAAAACCCAGAUAAUUUUGGCUUUUCUCUGGCAACUCAGGGACACCACAGAGCAGAGGGUGCACCCCACUGUCCCCACAAUGACCCCGAGGGACCUGUGUGAUCAGCAUCGAUUUAUUUCUUCACAACAUUUCUUUUUAAUACAGUGAUUUUUAGGAAA
Messenger RNA from Corapipo altera (White-ruffed manakin), 1942 nucleotides. RefSeq names its product MPV17 mitochondrial inner membrane protein like 2 (gene MPV17L2). Gene Ontology annotation, cellular component: cytoplasm; membrane. NCBI's taxonomy places the organism in Eukaryota, Metazoa, Chordata, Aves, Passeriformes, Pipridae. The record is from RefSeq and is a predicted model, not a curated record. Gene Ontology annotation, biological process: mitochondrial ribosome assembly. The coding region runs from base 42 to 662 and encodes 206 amino acids. The transcript is spliced from 6 exons.